Panicum hallii is the source of this 2436-nucleotide messenger RNA. RefSeq names its product probable acyl-activating enzyme 1, peroxisomal. The transcript is spliced from 2 exons. NCBI's taxonomy places the organism in Eukaryota, Viridiplantae, Streptophyta, Magnoliopsida, Poales, Poaceae. The record is from RefSeq and is a predicted model, not a curated record. The coding region runs from base 410 to 2320 and encodes 636 amino acids.
AAAUCAGCCCGCGGAGGUAAGGUAAAGCUGCUCCCCUCAAUUUUGCUCCUCAUGUGACCAUCACCAUGCAUCCUCUCAGCAGCCUCCAAACUGAACGCGAACUUGAUCUACCUAAUCAUCAAUCUACCAAACCUCAAAGAAGCUCUUGAUUUCCUCCUGAUGGUUGGUAUUUCAGCUUCUUUAACAAAGCCGCUAUCAAACGGCUGAACACGAGCUACGGUACGUCAUUCACUCACGCCUCCCCUGCAUCUGAAUGAGUUCCCAUCCGUCGCUAUCCUCCUAUCUAUUGGAACGAGUUCCCCAGCUUAUCGUCUGACCUGCGCGGCCUGAGCUCGCCCAGGCCCCGACCAACCAGGCAGCCACACGCAGAGCACCGGGCACCAGCAGCAGCCAGCCGGUGGCGUAAGCCAUGAGAGCCGCCGCCGCCGCCCUCGCCCUCCGUAGACUAAUCCACCAGCAGAGCGGAAGCUGCUGCGUCAGAUCGCAGCUGCAGGAUCGGCCCCGCCAUUACUUUAAUCCCCACUUGGAUUACUCUAACCAUGCCGCCCGAGCUCGCGCGCUACUGAAUUCCUCGCCCACGCCAUGCCGUCCGCGAUGGUCGUCGCCCCCGUCCGCGGCAUCCCUCCUGUUCUCCAGCCUCUCGGGGAUGGAGGAGUCGGAGGCGGAGGAGGUGCUGGAUUUGGAGGCCGGCACGGUGCGGUGCGCGGCGAACUACGCGCCGCUGUCGCCGAUCAGCUUCAUCGAGCGCGCCGCGGCCGUGUACGGGGCCCGCGCCGCCGUGGUGUACGGGGAGCGGCGGCACACGUGGGCGGAGGCGAGGGACCGGUGCGCCCGCGUGGCGGCCGCGCUAGCCACCCGCUUCGGCGUCGCGCGCCGUGAUGUGGUCGCUGUCCUCAGCCCAAACGUGCCGGCGAUGUACGAGCUGCACUUCGCCGUGCCCAUGGCCGGCGCGGUCCUCUGCACGUUCAACACGCGGCACGACGCGGCCAUGGUGUCCGCCCUGCUCAAGCACUCCGGCGCCAAGGUGUUCCUCGUCGAGUCGCACCUCCUCGACGUCGGGAGAGCCGCGCUGAAGCGCCUCGCCGACUCCAGCGCCGCCGCCCUCCCGGUUCUCCUCACCAUCUCGGACGACGCCGAGUCCGACGACUACGAGGAUCUCGUCAGGAACGCCCCCGCGCGGUUCGACAUCCGGUGGCCGGCGGACGAGCUGGACCCGAUCUCGCUCAACUACACGUCCGGCACGACGUCGCGGCCCAAGGGCGUGGUCUACAACCACCGCGGCGCGUACCUCAACACCAUCGCCACCGUCCUCGCGUACGACAUCACCGCCAUGCCCACCUACCUGUGGACCGUGCCCAUGUUCCACUGCAACGGCUGGAACCUCCCGUGGGGCGUCGCGAUGCAGGGCGGCACCAACAUCUGCCUCCGCCACUUCACGGCCAAGGUCAUCUUCGACAGCAUCGCGCGCCACGGGGUCACGCACAUGGGCGGCGCUCCGACGGUGCUCAACAUGAUCGCCAACGCGCCGGCCGCGGACCGCAAGCCGCUGCCGGGGCCCGUGCGCAUCAUGACGGGCGGGGCGCCGCCGCCGCCGCGCGUCUUGCUCGCGGUGGAGGAGCUCGGCUUCGUGGUGUACCAAAUCUACGGCCUCACGGAGACGUACGGCCCGGCGACCGUCUGCACGUGGAUGCCGGAGUGGGACGCGCUGCCGGCGGAGGAGCGCGCGCGGCUGAAGGCGCGGCAGGGGUUCCACCACAUCGCGGUGCAGGGCGUCGACGUCAAGAACCCGGACACGAUGGAGAGCGUGGCGUACGACGGGCAGACCGUGGGCGAGGUGAUGUUCCGAGGCAACACCGUGAUGAGCGGGUACUACAAGGACCUCAACGGGACGAAGGAAUCGAUGGCCGGCGGGUGGCUGCACACCGGGGACCUCGCCGUGCGGCAUCCGGACGGGUACAUCCAGCUCAAGGACCGGGCCAAGGACAUCAUCAUAUCGGGUGGCGAGAACAUCAGCUCGAUCGAGGUGGAGUCGGUGAUCUUCAGCCACCCGGCGGUGCUCGAGGCGGCGGUCGUGGCGAGGCCAGACGACCACUGGGGCGAGACGCCGUGCGCGUUCGUGGAGCUCAAGGACGGCGCCAGUGCCACGGAAGCCGAGAUCAUUAGCUUCUGCCGGGAGAGGCUGCCACACUACAUGGCACCAAAGACGGUGGUGUUUGAGGAUCUGCCCAAGACUUCGACGGGGAAGACGCAGAAAUUUGUCCUCCGGGAUAAGGCCCGGGCUAUGGGCAGCCUGACAAAGACCGCCAAUAGCAAAUUGUGAGGUCAUUGUUUGCCUGAUUCAAACAUUCUUUUUUUUCCCCUGUUGUAUGAUUGUACUAUAUUUUAUCUGGAGAUCGCGACAUUGUUGAACUUGCAUGAUGUUUAGCUGAUGGCGAA